Toxoplasma gondii ME49 is the source of this 2159-nucleotide messenger RNA. Its product is annotated as NAD/NADP octopine/nopaline dehydrogenase, alpha-helical domain-containing protein. The coding region runs from base 133 to 1440 and encodes 435 amino acids. The record is from RefSeq and is a predicted model, not a curated record. NCBI's taxonomy places the organism in Eukaryota, Apicomplexa, Conoidasida, Eucoccidiorida, Sarcocystidae. The transcript has 8 exons. Gene Ontology annotation, molecular function: oxidoreductase activity.
UGGCAACGGGGCUAGUCUGCAGCCAAGAACUGUGCGGGCAGAUUUGUCUUUUGUGUCCGUGUUGUUCAUGUCGUGUGCGGUCGCCAAUCUGUUUGUUUGUUCCGGAGAGGACGCUCUUCCUGCAAAUCCAAAAUGGGCGCUCCUUCCCCCGUUGCUGCCGGCGUUGCUGCUCGCACAAAGUCGCCUCUGCUGACGGUUUGCGUCUGCGGCGGAGGAAACAGUGCCCACGCAGUCGCCGCCUGGCUCGGCCAGGCUCACAAGAACGUGCGAGUGAACGUGUUGACUCGCCAGCCAGAAAAAUGGCAAAAGGAAAUCCGCCUCGAGACCAAGAUCUGCCGCUGGGACCACUUGGGUUCGAUCACCGGCAGGGUCAACGCGGUCUCCUCCGACCCCGCGGAAGUUGUCCCCGAGGCUGAUCUGUGCCUCAUCUGUGCACCCGCAAAUGCACACUUCCCCCUUCUCGAAAAGAUUCGUCACCACCUGAAAGCUGGCGGCAUUAUCGGGACUGCCUUCGGCCAGGGAGGCUUCGACUGGGCAAUGCUGAAGGCCUUCGAAGCGGAAGACUGUCGCAAGAACCUGGGAUGCUACUUCGCCUUGCAGAACCUCCCUUGGCUUUGCCGCAUCAUCCAGUACGGCUCUGCCGUCGAACUCAUCGGUCCAAAAGACUUCCUAAACGCAACAGUUGUCCCUGGAAACAUGGGCCAGCCUGUACGUCUGCUCAUCAGCUUGCUCUUCGACAUGCCUUGCCGCUUGCUCCCGAACUUCAUGGCCAUCACGCUGAGUCCAAGCAAUCAGAUCAUCCAUCCUGCCAGGUAUUACUCGAUUUUUCACAAGUGGGACGGAAAGACGCCGAUGAAGGAAGACGAGAUCCAGUGGGGUCUGUACAACCAGUUCGACGAGAUGUCUGCCGAGUGGCUCGAGAAACUCAGCACGGAACUCCAAGCCAUCAAAAAGGCUCUCACAGCGCGCUUCCCUGAACUCGACCUCUCCAGCGUCCUCCCCAUCAAGGAGCGCGUCAUCAAGCACUACGGCGCUGACGUCAAAGACACCUCCACGCUUCAGACGGUGUUUGCCACCAACCGCGGCUACGCAGGCUGCAGAACUCCAGCGACGAAAGUCGAAGGCGGCUACGUCCCCGCUGUCAACGGUCGUUUGUUCAACGAAGACAUCCCGUUCGGCUUGUGCGUGUUGAAAGACAUUGCCGAGCAGAUGGACGUCCCGACGCCGUCGAUCGACUUCAUGAUUGAGUGGCACCAAAAACUCAUGGGCAAGGAAUUCCUGAAAGACGGAAAGCUGAAUCCCGAGAUGAUUCACGAGACCUCUGCGCCUCGCGCCUACGGCCUCACAACUCCGGAGGAAAUCGUUGCUCCGUCCCUCAUGGCGCAAAACGCCACACUGCCUUUCGCCCACAUCGACAUGCUCGGCAGACUGCUCAACUGAGAAGACGCGAAAGUCACUGAACUAAACGCACGAAAGCCAACACAAAAAAAGCUUUUCUCCAGAGACACGCGAGCAGCAGGGAAACAAAGUAGCGUGAGUGCGAAAAAGGACGUCCAUAGCAGUCUCGGCUCAGUACCACUGAUGGAACUCGGAAUUGUUCGAUAUGGAGUGGAAGGAGUCGAAAAGGUGGUUUGUUUUCCAAAAAACUCUUGUGUGCAGACUGCGGGCAAGUCGCACGCCGGCUCGGGGUUCACGUAGACGGGUCCGGUCGUUUCUGAGCAGAGCAGCUGAGUAAUAUUGGUUUUCGUUCGACCCACCAAGAAGGUGUGGCCGGGCUGCUGAGUUCCGGUUCGUGUUUUCGCUUGGGGUCUGCCAACGCAGAAAGGUCGAAGCGUUCGUAGCGAAAAGGCGUGUCUGCCGAAAUCGACUGGAACGCCGUUGACGCUCUGUCCAGAUUUUUGAACAUGCGCGACGCCCUCCGGCAAAAGUUCCAGUCUUUGCUCUGUUCGUGGAUCCGAGUCGCUGCUUUUAUUGCGUGUAGAAGUCGAGUGUUGUGUGCUCCGGAGAAUUCGACCAGAACAGUUUUGUUUCACUCGGAAGCACCUGUCGUGGCACUCUACGUUUUGACUCGGCGUGCUGGGUGUGGCAGUUCAACGCGUUAUUCAGACCACUGGGUCCAUCACAAAGUCCAAACGACUGGCGCGUCCAUGUGCCUGUGC